Aspergillus steynii IBT 23096 is the source of this 2176-nucleotide messenger RNA. RefSeq names its product Zn(II)2Cys6 transcription factor. NCBI's taxonomy places the organism in Eukaryota, Fungi, Ascomycota, Eurotiomycetes, Eurotiales, Aspergillaceae. Gene Ontology annotation, biological process: DNA-templated transcription; regulation of DNA-templated transcription. Bases 25 to 2142 code for a protein of 705 amino acids. The transcript has 10 exons. Gene Ontology annotation, molecular function: DNA binding; zinc ion binding; DNA-binding transcription factor activity, RNA polymerase II-specific. The record is from RefSeq and is a predicted model, not a curated record.
UGCAUUAUAUGCGAAUGGCCCAGAAUGGUCCCCAGUGCUAGAGCGAGUAAUGCAUGCGAGACCUGUCGUCGGCGGAAGGUCAAAUGUUCUGGAGACAAGCCGUGUGUCUCUUGCGUAAAGCAUAACUGGGAAUGUAAUUACGGCUAUGUAGGCCGUCGCCGUUAUUCCGAAGCUCAGGUGAAGCAUUUGCUGGACAAGAUUCGUUCAUAUGAGGAACAGCUAAGCUCUCGGUCAACAGCACCACAACCCUCCCCCUUGGCCGCGGAACAGGCCUCAACCGGGCUACCUCAACUCGGAGUCACAUCUUCCCUGGAGAAUCUUGAGCCUUAUGACGAAUCUCAUGACCCUCUUCAGUGUUCUGAUGACCUAGCGGGAAUAAGUCCAGCAACCGACCUCACCUCGGGACCUGCAUUUGAAUCUCAAGUUAGAUCCCUGUUGAAUCGCACGCAUGAUGACUACUCUCGACAUACAUUUGACAGGGCACGGGGUGCUGGCGGCGAGCAGUUCUCCGAGCGGGCCUUUCAAGAUCAUGCGACAGAGAUAUGCAUUCCAUCAAUGGAAGAGUCGCAGCAAUUACUAGACCAAUUUCUCUUCUACCUAGGCAUCAGUCAGCACUUCUUCGACUCACGGCGGUUUCUAGACUCCCUUAUGCUGCUGUACCAGAGCCCGGAAAUGCGAGAGCAACAGAAGCGGACCAUGUGGUAUAUCGAAUAUCUCCUGGUCAUGGCCAUGGCUAAACUCAUAUACGUCGAUCAACCCACGUCACAUAUUCCUGGAGUCGAUUUCUUCAACGAGGCUCUCCGACUGUUGCCACCGCUACAUGAGCUCGGUGACCAUGGAGUGAUUGCUGUCGAGAUCCUGACUUUGAUCGCUACAUAUAUGCAGUGGUGUGAUCGGAAACACGCGGCCUAUCUUCAUAUAGGACUGGCCAUACGGCUAGCGAUUGCACUGGGAUGCAACGUACAUAGCUCGGAACCAACUUGUCUUCCUUCUCAGAGCGCACACAAAGUCAGGUUAUGGUGGACGGUUUACAUGCUAGAUCGGCGGUUAUCCUCCGGUCUAGGACUUCCAGCCGGGGCCGACGAACGACAGCUGCGCGCAGACUUGCCGCGACAUAGUGUUGGCUUCCAGUCACCGGUUGCUCUCAUCAUAAACAUUCGGAUAGCCCGUGCUACAGACGACAUAAUGUCUUCGCUUUAUGGGAAGCUCGCUCUAACCCAGCUAGAGUUGGUCCAAAAGAUUCAGCAAAUUCUACAUGAAUUGCAUGACAUUGGCCGAUCGUUUCCCCCAGCUCUUGUUUUUGACUUCCAUAGGCCUCUCCAGCAUGUCUCACGGACAGGCUCAUCUCUUUACCUCAUGCUUUUUCAGGCAAUUAUCUUGUGUACUCGACCAAUACUACUGCAAAGAGUUCGCUUGCAAACCGAACAACAACAAGCAGGACAGUCACCGGAUUCGACACCCACGAUCCUAGUACGACUGUGCAACACAUGUGCUGAGGCAGCUAUCCGAAGUCUGGCUAUUCUGGACUGCCUUCGCCGUCAGUCAAUAAUUCCCCGGUAUGGCUUUUUCGACCUCGACGCAACCUUCUCAGCUGCCUUCGUCCUAGCAAUGGUUGGCUUCCUCGACCGAACUCAGACCAGCCCUCCACCAUCAUUACUCCGGGCGUUCAGGGUCCUCCGGUUCCUAUACCGAGCCGGGAAUUCAGCCGCCGAGCGACGCUCCCGGGAUAUUCAACACACCUGCUCUCAGGUUUGGCCCAAUUACACAUUCGACCCUGACUCUCUGGAUCAAGAAGAAUCCCCGCCCGGCACUGCGCCUGGCACGAGAGACCAAACACGUACACCUCCUCCGGGUCCUGAGCCGGCUCACGGCCCGAGUUCGGUUCGUCAGCCGCACUAUCCUCCCGAUGGAUCCAAUCUAUCGUGUCCCAGCCAGAUGGAGAUGAAUAUGCUGGAACCGUGGGCUCAUUCCGAGAGCAUGGAUGCCGUGUUCGAUAUGGAAGAGGACUGGAGCUUGGAUCUGUCGGGUGAAGCGGAGGGGAUCCAUGCCAGUUUUCAGAAUGAUACGUUACCGUUGACGGGUGUCGAUUAUAGUGAUUGGCUGGAGAUACAGAAGCUGUUGAAUAGUGUAGACGCUGUGUAAAUUAGGUGCAUAGAAUACUAUGCAUUGUUCAUGC